CACAACUGGUUCCAACACCGGCCCCUCCCCCCCGUAGAGCAGCAGCGAGGCAGCCGCAGUGGAUGACAGAAGGUGGAGUCGUAAAGGCCAAAGAUGUCUGGAAACUUGCGCAAUGAUAUCAACAUCAAGGAGCCACGCUGGGACCAGGGCACCUUCACCGGACGGGCAAAACAUUUCUUCACAGUCACGGAUCCCCGUAACGUGCUGCUGUCCAAUGAUACAUUGAAUGCAGCUUCCAACAUCAUAGAAAAUUACAAGUUGGGUGUUGUACCCCCAACCCUGACGGAAGAUGAGCUCUGGAACGCCAAAUAUGUCUACGACUCUGCCUUCCACCCUGACACCGGAGAAAAGAUGAUGCUGAUUGGCCGCAUGUCGGCACAAGUCCCCAUGAACAUGACCAUCACUGGCUGCAUGAUGACUUUUUAUAAAUCCACUCCAGCAGUGCUCUUCUGGCAAUGGAUUAAUCAGUCUUUUAAUGCAAUUGUCAACUAUACCAACCGUAGUGGAGAUGCGCCUCUUACAGUCAGCCAACUUGGUACAGCUUAUGUUUGUGCCACCUCUGGGGCUGUUAUCACAGCUUUGGGCCUCAACUCCCUCACCAAGAGAGUCAGCCCUCUCAUUGGGCGCUUUGUUCCUUUUGCGGCGGUGGCUGCUGCAAAUUGCAUCAAUAUACCCUUCAUGAGACAAAGGGAGCUGAAAUGUGGAAUCCCAGUGUUUGAUGAACAAGGAAAACGCCUGGGAGAAUCCACAAAUGCAGCCCAGCAGGCCAUCACCCAAGUGGUCGUUUCCAGAAUCGGAAUGGCAGCACCGGGCAUGGCCAUCCCACCAUUUAUUAUGAAUGCUUUGGAGAAGAGGGCAUUUAUGAAGAGAUACCCUUGGAUGAGUGCACCAAUACAAGUUGGUCUGGUGGGAAUUUGCUUGGUGUUUGCAACCCCGCUGUGCUGUGCACUUUUCCCCCAAAAAAGUUCUAUGAAUGUCACCAGAUUGGAGCCCGAGCUUCAGACCAAAAUUCGUGAGUCUGCUCCAGGGGUCAGCGUUGUUUACUUUAACAAGGGACUCUGAGCGACCUCACUGUGGUGUGACCUCCACGUUCUGCUUCUCUGACCAGCACAUCAUCUUUAUGGCACAAAAUGUUUAAUAGGAGAUAUGCACGAAUGUUAAGUUUGAAGUCAGAUGCAUAAAACAUUCAGGGAACUGGGGUCUUUUAUAAAGGAGAGGGUGCUCAUGUAAGAAACGAAAAAUGAAAUUGCUACAUUUUAACAUGGAGACGAAAUGAUUUAGGUUGUCUUCACAUGUAUCAUGGAUAUUAUACUUAUAUUAUCUGGUACACAAAAUACUAGAUGAAGAUUUCACUUUUCAUUAUGGUGAGAAUUAGAAUAGUUGGUUUGCUUUGUGGCAUGUGUUUCUCCCAAUGAUGUUUCCUAAGUGCUGUUUAUUGAAGUCUCUACGAAUACCCUCGAAUAUACUUACCCAAUUAAUGUAAUUUUAAAGUAUAUUCAUAUUUCUGCAAUGUUUGAAUGGGUAAAAUAGUAACUUGCCCUCAUUCUCCCUCUGAGAGAAUGCUGUAUUGAUUUCACAUGUACCGAACUCGUGCAUGUCCCCUAUUGUGCUCCAAGACUUGAUGACUCUUACGAUUAAAUGUCAGUAAUUGGAUAGUCUAUUUAGUAGAUUUUAUUGUAAAUGUUAUUGUAAAUUUGAUUUGAUCUAGUUUGUUUUAAAUGUAUUGAUCAGUGUUCGCCAAUAUGCACAAUAAACAUUUCAGUUUAAUCACACCUGAUGUCAUUUUAAAUUAAAAACGAUGUCUUGCUUUUGCACAUUCCAUGGCAAUUUCACUUUCUUACAUAAAUGCUAGAUCUAUCAUUUGUAAUGCGUAGCAUACCUAAUUAUGAUUAUUGCAUUCAUGUAAAUUGGAUUGAUUCACAAAGUUUAUAGUAAUGUAAUUGGACUCUAAUAAUCCAGCCUGAAUGAGAAUUGAUCGUGUCUAUACUGGAAAGAGCCAGAUUAGAAGAAGAAUAUCACAUCACUUAAAAAUUCCCAGUGUAUAAAAGGACAACUACCACAUGAUGGUACAAAAUCAAAUUUUUAGAGGCAUAGGCAGUACUGUAUGACUGUGUAUAUGCAUACAAAUGCAACUUGAUACCGAAAUUGGAAAUGGUGAAGUACGGUAUAAUGUUCAACUAAAACUUCCUCACUGUUUUGUAUUCACACUACUGGAGAGAUGAGCAAAGGUCAAUGUGGCAAAAUGUUAUAAUGAACACCAAGUUUAAACGAUCAAACAGGAACAUCUACAUUAUACGUGUAGAUUUUAUGAACAAUAUAUUUCUCUUGGAUUUAUGUAAUGCAUUUUCUGAACAUUUUUUGUUAUUUGUAAAACGGGCGUGCAUGUCCACAAGUCCAUAUGAAUUAGCAUUUUAAUUAUUUCUUCAGAAUGGACAUUUUUGCUCGAUGUUCAAGUGUACAAAACAUUUAUUCUAUGGUUAGAAAAUAGUUUACAUACUUGAAGAACUUCAUGUUAGAGUUUUAUUCCGUAAUGCAGAGUACUUUUAAUAUAUUUCCCAAUGGGUCCACAAUAAAGUUAACAGGUCGCAUGACAUGUCUCAUGGAUAGACGGUAUGAUGUCACCCCGUCGUAACAUCAUAACGUCUUUAUAUGUGACCACUAAUCUAUCUGUACCUAUUUUCUCUCGGUCUCUCUUCUUGUUUAUCUUGCGUUCAUAUCACCAAUAUUUAAUCCCGUCGACAGCUCUCACCCCAAGCUCUGGUUUAAUGCUCAAUUUUGCAAAUUUGUAUCUCUGUGUCUUGGUGGGCCACUCCAACAACCAUCGCAGCCAUAUCUGGCCCAUGUCUGCCCGUUGGAGAACCCAGACGUAAGCAUUUAUAUCGCAAAAGGGUACAUGUGGUGUUUCAAUAAAUCUGCACAUGUAGUACAGAUGAAAAUGCGUCAUUAAGUUACUUGUAUUGAUAUUUUACAGGUAUGUGCUGCCUCAUGCAAGAAUACUUAAGCCUCAUGCAAACUAAAUUGUAACUUUUAGUUGUAAUUAGGAGUCUUACCAACUUGAAAAUUGUGUUUAAAUCUCUGCAGUAAAGAUGCUUAUUUCCAAAACACUGAAAUAAAAAACCUCCGAAUUUUUCAGUAAAGCUGCUCACUUAGAUUGUAUGCUUUCUGACACUUAAACGGAGGCAUUCUUGUUGAAUUAUUGUUAAAGGAAAGAAAGCAUGGUAAUAAACAUUUGGUUAAUUUGGUAAUGGUAAAUCACCGUAUUGUCAGAAUGGUUUGAUAACAUUUCUAGUUGUUAAUUUGUUUUAACCAUUGCAGGAAACUGAAAAUGGUAAGUAUAGGUGUUGACAUGUAUGACAAUGUUAAUGUGCUGGCAUCAUUAUGGAAGUGUGUCGUCUGGCAAAUCCUGCAAGCGCAAGUGCUGUAAAGCUGUUGUAAGUGAAAUAAAGCCAUCAUAAGUCAA
Messenger RNA from Lethenteron reissneri (Far Eastern brook lamprey), 3460 nucleotides. RefSeq names its product sideroflexin-1-like. Lineage: Eukaryota; Metazoa; Chordata; Hyperoartia; Petromyzontiformes; Petromyzontidae. Gene Ontology annotation, cellular component: mitochondrial inner membrane. The record is from RefSeq and is a predicted model, not a curated record. Gene Ontology annotation, biological process: monoatomic ion transport; serine import into mitochondrion. Gene Ontology annotation, molecular function: monoatomic ion transmembrane transporter activity.